This is a messenger RNA of Phragmites australis (common reed), 2003 nucleotides long. RefSeq names its product aspartyl protease family protein At5g10770-like. Gene Ontology annotation, molecular function: aspartic-type endopeptidase activity. The transcript is spliced from 2 exons. Gene Ontology annotation, biological process: proteolysis. Bases 397 to 1815 code for a protein of 472 amino acids. Lineage: Eukaryota; Viridiplantae; Streptophyta; Magnoliopsida; Poales; Poaceae. The record is from RefSeq and is a predicted model, not a curated record.
GGGGAGAGGAGAGUGUGUGAGGUAAUGUAGAGAGAGAGAGAGCACUGUCUGGUGCUGCAGCCGAGCAAGAGGACAUGCAUGUGAAGCCCCCAAUAAUUCCUCAUCCACAGCGGACGAGUACACCACCCCACCCCACCCCACCCGGGACGGCGUCCAGCCGCCAGCUGCUGCGCCUUUGUUCCCAUGCGCCGCCAGAAGCAAACCUCGCCUCGCCUCACUUGCUCACGCCACCAAGAAUCUUUCCUCCUCCCUCUCUUUCCCUCUCCUCCUCCUGGCCCUCUCUCUCUCUCUCUCUCUCUCUCUCUCUCUCUCUCUCUCUCUCUCUCUCUCUCUCUCUCUCUCCUCGUCGCCCUUUCUCACUCUCCAGCGAGUGAGGUGGAGCUGAGUGGGUGAGCGAUGGCAUGGGGAGCUUGCAUUGCUGCUUUGCUCCUGCUUCUUCUUGCAGCAGGCGGAGGUGACGGUGUGCAUUGCCUGGAGGAGGCGAGCAGGGGCAGGAGAGCCUUGCAGAGGAGGCACCACCUGAGGUCAAGAGCGGUGAGUGGCGCCACAGUGCUCGAGCUGAGGCACCACAGCUUCAGUUCUUCACCGAGCAAGAGCAGGGAGGACAAGAUCAACGGCCUCUUGUCCUCCGACGCCGCGCGCGUCUCGUCGCUGCAAUGGCGCAUCGAGAACUACAGGCUGAUCAGAUCGUCGUCGGAGGCGGCGGCGUCCAAGGCGCAGGUGCCCGUCACCUCCGGCGCGAAGCUCCGGACGCUGAACUACAUCGCCACCAUCGGCCUGGGCGGCGGCGAGGCCACGGUGAUCGUGGACACGGCCAGCGAGCUCACCUGGGUGCAGUGCAAGCCGUGCCAGUCAUGCCACGACCAGCAGGAGCCCCUCUUCGACCCGUCGUCGUCGCCGUCCUACGCCGCGGUGCCGUGCAACUCGUCGUCCUGCGACGCGCUGCAGGUGGCCACGGGCAUGUCGGAGGCGCCGUGCGGCGCCGACCAGCCGGCGUGCAGCUACACGCUCAGCUACCGUGACGGCUCAUACUCCCGCGGCGUCUUGGCGCACGACAAGCUGAGCUUGGCCGGGGAGGUCAUCGACGACUUCGUGUUCGGCUGCGGCACCAGCAACCAGGGGACACCAUUUGGUGGCACGUCUGGCCUCCUGGGGCUAGGCAGGAGCCAGCUCUCAUUGAUAUCACAAACCAUGGACCAAUUUGGUGGUGUGUUCUCAUACUGCCUGCCUCUCAAGGAGUCCGAUUCAUCGGGUUCUCUAGUCCUCGGCGACGACUCGUCGGUGUACCGCAAUUCGACUCCAAUUGUGUACACCUCAAUGGUUUCUGACCCACUCCAAGGGCCCUUCUACUUCCUCAACCUGACCGGGAUCACCAUCGGCGGUCAGGAGGUAGAAUCCUCAGGCUUCUCAACCGGCAGUAAGGUCAUCAUCGACUCCGGGACCGUCAUCACGAGCCUCGUGCCAUCGAUCUACAAUGCAGUCAAGGCCGAGUUCUUGGAUCAAUUCGCCGAGUACCCGCAGGCGCCAGGGUUCUCCAUCCUUGACACUUGCUUCAACAUGACAGGGUUCAGAGAAGUUCAGGUCCCCAGCCUGAAGCUUGUGUUUGAUGGCACUGUGGAGAUGGAGGUGGACUCCGCUGGUGUGCUCUACUCUGUGAGCAGUGACUCUUCUCAGGUGUGCUUGGCCAUGGCCUCCCUGAAAUCUGAGUAUGAUACCUCAAUCAUUGGCAAUUACCAGCAGAAGAACUUGAGGGUCACAUUUGACACCUCAGGGUCUCAGAUUGGAUUUGCACAAGAGACUUGUGAUUAUAUCUGACAUGACUGGGGUAUAUGGGGAGGGAGCCAUGAGCUGUAUAUGUGAAUAUCCUAUACCUGCAAAUUUGUUUUGUGAUUACCUCUGGUGAUUGGCAAGUGGUAAUACAAUAUUAGUUAUUGGCAAAUGUACAAGCAUUCAUAAUUGCUUUUAUCUGUCUUUCCGCCAUUUCUUGUGCUUCAUCCAGAAUC